This is a messenger RNA of Dissoconium aciculare CBS 342.82, 2009 nucleotides long. Its product is annotated as MFS general substrate transporter. The transcript is spliced from 2 exons. The coding region runs from base 125 to 1837 and encodes 570 amino acids. Gene Ontology annotation, biological process: transmembrane transport. NCBI's taxonomy places the organism in Eukaryota, Fungi, Ascomycota, Dothideomycetes, Mycosphaerellales, Dissoconiaceae. The record is from RefSeq and is a predicted model, not a curated record. Gene Ontology annotation, molecular function: transmembrane transporter activity.
ACUUUACUAAUCACAUUUGAUUUCAUUCGCUCAUCGGUACCUGGUCAUUUGUACUUGUUACUACCAAUUGAAGAAAGGUUCGGAACAUCUUCCGAUACUGAGCAACGAUCUUGAAAUCGAUAUAAUGGAGGCGGCGCCUGAAGCGGCUAAAGCUACGGCUGAGGUACCGCAGUAUUCAAGCCGCGCCAGCACGACCUCGAUCUGUCGAGAUGACAACCCACUGCGGGAGCAAUCGCCGGGAGACCACGACGUCGAGAAAGCCUCGAAGGAUCAACAAAAUCUGCCAACGCCAUGGUCGGUUUUCACCUAUCGACAGAAGUGUUGGAUCGUCGUCAUGGUCUCCGUCGCCAGCUUUUUCUCCCCAUUGAGCGCCAACAUCUACUUUCCCGCGUUGGAGACCCUGUCCAAAGACUUCAACACAUCUGAGAGCGUCAUGAACCUAACCCUCACUUCCUACAUGAUUUUCCAAGGACUCGCACCGACAAUCUUCGGCGACUUCGCCGACAUGGCUGGACGGCGGCCCGCUUAUAUCAUCGGCUUUGUCCUCUAUCUCGCAGCCAACGCCGGACUCGCCAAUAGCAACACUUUUGUCGCUCUGCUGAUCCUACGCUGCCUGCAAUCAACGGGGUCGUCGAGUACGAUCGCAUUGGGGUCGGCGGUUGUGGCGGAUAUGUGCACGAGCGCCGAAAGAGGGACAUUCAUGGGAUGGGCCACAUCCAGUGCGAUGUUUGCCCCGGCGAUUGCCCCCGUGCUGGGGGGCGUCUUCACCGAGCUACUUGGAUGGAGAUGGAUCUUUUGGUUCCUGCUCAUCCUCGCAGGCGCGUUCGUCGUGCCCUUCGCGCUGUUCGUUCCAGAGACGGGACGUAACGUCGUCGGCAAUGGUUCAAUCCCACCCCGUGGCUGGAACAUGAAUUUGCUAGACUACUUCAGAAACAAGCGACAACGUAAGACCGGAGGAGCCGAGACGACAGCACCCCCGCCGCGCCGACCUCUGCACAUCCCGAACCCCUUGGGCUCCCUCGGCGUCGUGCUGGAGAAGGAUGUCGGUCUCCUCCUCUUCUACAACUCGAUGGUGUACUGCGCGACCUACGACAUCAUGACCUCUGCGGCCCUUCUCCUGCCCGAGAUCUACGGUCUGGACGCCCUGCACGUCGGCCUGUGCUUUCUGCCCAUCGGCAUCGGAUCCUUCCUCGCUUCGAUCGUGACCGGCCGGCUCGUAGAUUGGAACUUCCGACGCACGGCGCGGAGGGUCGGGUACGAGGUCGUCCCGGGCCAGGCCAACGACCUCCGGUCCUUCCCGAUCGAGCUGGCGCGCGUGCAGAUCGCGCUGCCGUCCACGGCGGUCGGCAUCCUGGCCACGCUCGGCUACGGCUGGGCCAUGGAGGCGAACGCGCACCUGGCCGUGCCGCUCGUCAUGAUGUUCUUCGCGGGCCUGGCGCUGACGUCGGCGUUCAACACGUUGAGCGUGUUGGUCGUCGAUCUCUACCCGCAGAACCCGGCCACGGCGGCCGCCGCGAACAAUCUGGUCCGGUGCCUCAUGGGCGCGGGCGCGACGGCAAUCGUCCUGUACAUGAUCGAUGCGAUGGGCCGGGGGUGGUGCUUCACUUUCGUGGCGCUGGUGUUGCUGGUGUUGAGUCCGAUUCUGUGGGUAUUGCAGAGAUACGGGCCGCGGUGGAGAGAAGAACGUCGUGUCCGCAAGGAAGCGGCACAGAUCAAAGCUGCAGAACGGCUGAGCGCGUGGCAGCGUCGUCAUCCACGGCAAGCACAAGAGUCGGUCAGUGACUCGCCUGUUGCUAGCAAGGACGAUCUCGACGUUGGGAACGUUUCCAGGUCGUAAUUUUCAUCGCUUAAUAUUGAAAUAAUCAAAGAUCAAAGAUCAGCACGAGGGAACUUCACAGUUAAAUGUAACUAGGUAAUGGCGCUUCUGGCAAUUGCGAUGGAAUUUCCAAUAGCGAUGUUCUGUCAAAUCCAUCGUAAACAAUCAAACCACGCAGGCUUCUCCGCAAGUC